CAAAGUAGAAAGCUUUUCGUAGUAGCUUUAUUGUGAAAUUGAAAACAGUAAACAAAAGCAAAGCUUUAUUGCGUGCCUAUUGAAAUUGAUAGUGAGGGAGAAAAGUUUGUUACUUAAGCAGAAUCAAAUCCUCUGCUAGGACCACUUCUACCAGUAAAGCCUAAGGACAAACAUGGCAGCUAAAAUAAAAGACACAGAUUCAGCCAACGAAGAAUUUGAUAAACAUUUGAGGUAUUUGUUGCUUACGAUACCCAAGGAUGAUCCACCAAAAUUUAAUACAUAUGUGGUCGAAUUUUUCGGCGUUUUGAGCCUAACUGAUUUACGCGCGCCGGAACGAAAGCUGUGGUACAUUUAUUAUUGCAAGCAGUCUGAUAUAGACCAGACUGUGGAUCAGAUUCACCAGAAAUUUGGCAAAAAGAAUAUGUAUGACCUAUUCCGAAAGCCGGUAUUCAGUGGAGCUGGCUUGCGCGCCAGUGUCAAGAAGCACUUUUCGGAAUUAAAGUGGUUUACCAAAGGAAAUUUACUUGAGGCGCCACCAAAGAGUCAUUUUAACGACGAGCGCGUCUGUAAAACCAUAACGGAUCUAUACAACAUUGAGCAGGAAAGACUUUAUAACUUUGUAAUGGUGAAAAAUCAGUGGUACGGGAGUCGCAGCCAUUAGGUUUGGUCUUGUGUAGUAAAACUCUGUGAUUUUAGAUAAGGGAUUGCAUUAUUUAUAAUUUAUGUUAUGGUCAUAAAAAUAUAUUUCUGGAAUCAGUCGCUUAUAGCAUUUCGAUUAAAUUUUGCAGUCAUAAAAGCUGCAGUGUUGUGUAGAUAACAUUGCUUCCGUUUUCAUGCUGCACAUUUGGGGGAAAUACAAUCGUUCUUAAGCCAUUACGUUCAUAGCCAAUAAAAUACUUUCACCUCAACAAA
Molecule: messenger RNA, 912 nt
Organism: Drosophila pseudoobscura
Lineage: Eukaryota; Metazoa; Arthropoda; Insecta; Diptera; Drosophilidae
Exons: 2
Coding region: 173-661 (162 amino acids)
Source: RefSeq, a predicted model, not a curated record